Molecule: messenger RNA, 696 nt
Organism: Bipolaris victoriae FI3
Lineage: Eukaryota; Fungi; Ascomycota; Dothideomycetes; Pleosporales; Pleosporaceae
Exons: 1
Coding region: 1-696 (231 amino acids)
Source: RefSeq, a predicted model, not a curated record
AUGGAUGAUGACUGGCAAGAUGCCGCGUUUUCUUCACGCCACAUGCACAAUCGCAGAGGAAGCAGCGGUAAAUCCAAACACAGCAGCGCCUUUGACGUCCGCAAGACAUUCGCAAGUUACUCCGUCAAAUGCCCAGCCUGGCAAAAGGCCUUAGCUACAGACGGUGAUGCACAGUCGGACCAAGAAGCCUCCUUAGAGUUGUAUCGGCUAACCGAAUCCGGCGAGGGCGUUGUGGGCGAACUCCUCCUCCCAGGUGUGCUGCGGUCAUCCGUCAUAUUAGCCGGUAGUCGAGACAGUCUACGACGAACUAUCGCGGAUCUCGAAUCAGGCGAGGAUGCGUCGGAAGAAGAUGACCAAGAGGGACAAGGCGAUACCAGUAGUAACACCGAACCAGAAUCGCCGGCGAAAACGCGCUUCGACACAUUUGAGAAGAAUAGUUUCCGCUCUCCCAAGUUUUGGUUUCGCUGGAGUGGUGUACCACAUGGUGCUUCCCACUCAACUUCGAAAGAGAAUGGUUCUUUUGAGUCAGAUCUGGGAUAUCUUGUAUUCUCUGGGAACGAUUGCCGAAAGUUCAAAGGCACUAUUAAUUGCGCUUCUUUGAAGUGGAAGAACGUAGCCAUCACCGGCCAUAAGAUGAUUGCGAGAUCAGAGUCGGAUACCCAGGUCACGUGGGGCAAAGAUGAGGUUCCGAUUUGA